AUGCCUAUUAAUCAGAAUAAAAAGGUCGAUCGUCGAACACUUGCCAAGACCAUUGAGAUGCUAGCAGCAAACCAAAACCUAGAUCAUGUGGUGUUACGCAAUGACAUUGAGCAUGUUCUGUGCCAAGAGUUUGCUACUAUUCUAGGGGUUGAUAUCGGCAUUACAAGCAGCUUCUUCGACCUUGGUAGCUACUCUUUGAUGGCUACCAAAGUGGUUUCGCGCAUUAAUAAUCGUUUGGAUUGCAAAAUUAGUGUAUUUAACUUCUAUCAAUUCCCUAUAGCCGCAGCGUUGUGUGAAUUGAUCAUGAUGGGAGUAAACACUGUCUAG
Messenger RNA from Talaromyces rugulosus, 327 nucleotides. RefSeq lists its product as uncharacterized. Bases 1 to 327 code for a protein of 108 amino acids. NCBI's taxonomy places the organism in Eukaryota, Fungi, Ascomycota, Eurotiomycetes, Eurotiales, Trichocomaceae. The record is from RefSeq and is a predicted model, not a curated record. Gene Ontology annotation, molecular function: phosphopantetheine binding. The transcript has a single exon.